CGCGAACACUCAAAUUUUCACCACAGCAUCAGAGAUAUUUCUACUGUUGAAAACUUCAAGACAAACGGCCGUAACUGUUUCAAGUUCGAUGGUUCUAAUCUAAUACUACUCUUUACCAAGCAUUGGUGGUCAAACUGGGUACUAGCGAAUAAUCGCACGUUAUGUUCAGUUUAAACCGGAAGUAUCGAAAGACAGAAGAGCACCGGUGUGAGCUUUGUGGUGGAUUGUUCGGCCGAAACUACCUGCUGCGGUCGCACCAGCAGAAGAUUCACGGGGUAGUAUGUCAGCAGCAGGAUGAACGGAAGUCAAGACUGCCGCCCAGCGUGACAACACUGAUGAUUCCCGCCAUAAAAACACCGGCAAUGAUGGUGGCAAAAUCCCGAGGGGAGGUCCCGUUCGCCGUGCUACAUAUGAUCAACGAGAUUCCGCUUAUCGUUCGAGUGCUGGAGCAGGGCGAUUACAGUAUCCUGAAAGCGGCCGAAAGCAGUGACUUUCGUGAAUCACAGCCGGACGGACUCGAGCUGGAAGAAGCGCAAAGCGUUUCGAUAGCCGUGGUGGCGACGAUUUAUCAAAAAGAAACCUACGAUGGCCAGAAGUACUUUGCAAUAACGGGACCGGUUUCGUGCUACCAAACACAAGAGCCGAUCGCGAUGGCUGCACCGGAAGCAACGGAUGGAGAACAAGAAACAUUUAUGCAAGAGUCCCUGGGAAGUGCAAAUCUGUACAAAACGCUCACGCAAUUGAAUGCACCAGAGGUGGUUGUAUUGGGUAGAGAGGAAAUGCCCAGACGAAGCGAAGCUUUAGAGCUUCAGCCAUCAAAAACUGGCAACAAUCAACCGAAGCGCAAGUAUCAGCGUAAAAGUGCCUCUUUGCAGCCACCCAAGAAGGCACCAAGACAGCCGAAAGUAAUCACUGUUGUUGACGAUCUGCGUUGGUGGGACAAACAGAACAUCGCCCCUUCGGAGCCGUUUCGAUCACGGGCGGGUGUGAAAAAUUUUCAAGACAUUGCCACCGGCUCAUUGCUUUCCCCGGACCGCAAGUCACGACGAACAGUGACACCACCCAGCGAGAAGGUGGAGGAGCUUCUGUCGGAUCCAGUGCCGGAGGAACCCUUCACGGAUCUGAAUGUACUGGAUUUGAUUCAGGUAGAGGAAGGAAUGCUUCCGGAAAAUGUGGAUGUUGAAAUUUCACGGGAGGAAAUGUUUGAGUCUAUUGUUUAAUAUCAGAACAGACUUACCUUCAAAAGGUGUCGGCAGACUUUUUUUUAUUACGCCUAACUAGAUUCUCGAUGUCCAAUUACUGGCCUGUUCUUCGUUCAAAAACUAGAAUA
Molecule: messenger RNA, 1330 nt
Organism: Wyeomyia smithii (pitcher-plant mosquito)
Lineage: Eukaryota; Metazoa; Arthropoda; Insecta; Diptera; Culicidae
Exons: 3
Coding region: 162-1220 (352 amino acids)
Source: RefSeq, a predicted model, not a curated record